Molecule: messenger RNA, 665 nt
Organism: Pollicipes pollicipes
Lineage: Eukaryota; Metazoa; Arthropoda; Thecostraca; Pollicipedomorpha; Pollicipedidae
Product: heart- and neural crest derivatives-expressed protein 2-like
Exons: 2
Coding region: 90-665 (191 amino acids)
Biological process (GO): regulation of transcription by RNA polymerase II; developmental process
Molecular function (GO): DNA-binding transcription factor activity, RNA polymerase II-specific; RNA polymerase II transcription regulatory region sequence-specific DNA binding; protein dimerization activity
Source: RefSeq, a predicted model, not a curated record
UGUCUGUCGUUGCUCGGCGGAUCGCCGCUCCGGAGGUUUAUAUCUGGGCCAGCGUUUCUUGUUUGGCCGCGGGCGGUCUGGACUGUGUCAUGUCGGCGUCUGCCGGAUUCGCGGCGGGCUUCUCUGCCGGCGGCGGCCAGGAGCCGGCCGUGUACCCCUACUACCCGAGCCCGCCCGACACGUACUACUCGCUGCCGGGCUGGGGCUACCCGGCCGACAUGUCGCCGUCCGAGUACAGCCCGCCGCCGCCGCCGCCGCCGCCACCGCCGCCGCCGCCCGGCUACCAGGUGGUGCCGGGCGCCCAGUACCCGACCGACGCGUACGGCCCGCUCCCGGCCGGCUGGGACGGCGGCCAGGGCCGGCCCGGCCGUGGCGUCAAGCCCAAGCGCGGCGCCAACAAGAAGGAGCGCCGACGCACCAUGAGCAUCAACAACGCGUUCGCUGAGCUGCGCGAGUGCAUUCCCAACGUGCCAGCCGACACGAAGCUGAGCAAGAUCAAGACGCUGCGCCUAGCCACGUCAUACAUCGCCUACCUCAGCGAGAUCCUGCAGUGCGACGCCGAGGCCGUGCCCGAGUUCAAGGCUGAGGUCAAGAAAACCGACCGCAACGACGAGAAGCGAAAACGCGAACUGACGCGACCGGACAGGAAUUCGCGCAUUGUCUAG